UCAAAUUUUAAUUUAAGACCAUCCGAAACUUUCCAUAUAGUACCCUGUAUUCUCGCGAAUAUCGAUUAAGCGAUAACUUAAUAUUAUGAGACACGUAAAAAGCUGCAUAAUUAAUUUUUACGAAGGGGCGAUCAAGUCCCAUUUGUAUUAUGACGGAAACGGAACAACGAGAAAGAAAAUGAUUAAAAAGUUAUCUCUCGAUCGAAAUAAAAAAAGAAAUGUAACACCUAUUGCACCUGCAUCGUGCCACUCGAAAAAAUUAAUUAUAUAAAAGGAAAGCAGUCCUCAUUAAACCACUCGACCGUUCCCUCCACCUCCACGUAGAAAGAACCUACAGCUCGACCCAGUUUCAAGAAUCGCCCUGUAGAGAGACGUCGAAAAAAGAAAGAAAAAAGAAAAAUACAGAGAACUAAAAUGUGACGAAGAUACGAUCACUUUGUUAUCAAUUACUACAUUUCAAGCGACCGUGGCCAGAAGUAUCGAAACUAUAGGAGUGUACCUACUUGAAUUCCAUUAGAGCGCCGUGGAAUAUUUUUAACAAAAAAACAAAUGUUUACUUCGUCCCAUCGUAUCUCGUAGAACGAGUAGAAAACACAGUUCGCCAAACAUUCUCGAUCGAAACUGGUCACGAACAAAAACGAGAUUCACAGUCCUCCCGCGAAUAAAACUUCAACGGUGCCGCACAUUUGAACGAGUGAGCUGAAUUAACAUGAAGACUCGUUAUCGAAGCAAUUAUGAAGUUUUUAUUGCCGCGAAGAAAUAUGAUCGAGAGCUCCCACCAUAAAUCUUCUCUUUGCAGACUAAACAAUCGUCUCGCAAGACCACGAUUGACAACCACGAUUCAAGGUUCACGCGUCCGAAGGCGAUCCUAAUCGGCGACUUGGUUCACGCCGCGCGGAAAAGAAAUGAAACGCAAGAGCAAAGGUUCGCGACAAUCUUCUCCCCUUAAUGUCUCGUAAUUCGCAUUUCGUCGCUCUCGUAGCUUCGAUGUAAUUUGCGCGCGACGGGAAAAUCAGGGGGAAAUUAUGCGAAGGGAGCAGGAACCACGGGGAAAUCGUGGACCAUGAACAACCGCGUGAUGGACGCCACGCAACAGUGCGUCGAAUUUUUGUCGCGCGUUGUCUGCUGGCUCUGGGAGACUCUCGACAAGUUAAUGGACAUCUUGUUCGACUUCCUGGCGAGGUUAAUCGAGCUGACACUAGCGGUGAUGAACCUGAUUUUCCAGACGAUUUGCUUCCUAAGGGACCUCUGUAUCGAGGCCAUGCAAACGUUCGCGAACAUUUUCCGGGGGAUCGUUAACGUUGUCAGGAACAUCACCUGCGAGGAAGUCGAGGACUUUGCCUCGGCUUGCAUCGUUGUUUUACUGUGGAUCGGUUUCUUCAGGAUCCUCAAGACCCUGAUCACUCAAAACGCUCGAGCCAACCUUUACCGUUUCUUUUAUCGAGCCCACUUGCCGAACACAAACAAUAAGCUAGCGGUUGAAAAAGAGGGUGAGUGCGCCUGUCCUGCGAGAAGAAAAACGGGGAAAAGGGCCGCCCGACGAAAUGAUAAACGAUUCCGAACAGAUUCUACGAAAGGGAAUUUGCAGGAUUGAAAGCCUGUAACAAAUCCGAGGAAUAAAUUUCCGCGCGGCAAGGAUGAUCGGGCAAACGAUUUGUGAUAAAUAUAUAAGAAAUAAACUGUAUAAUUUGCUUAUAAA
Megalopta genalis is the source of this 1699-nucleotide messenger RNA. RefSeq lists its product as uncharacterized. The record is from RefSeq and is a predicted model, not a curated record. NCBI's taxonomy places the organism in Eukaryota, Metazoa, Arthropoda, Insecta, Hymenoptera, Halictidae.